CAUGGAAGGGAUGCAACGCCUUCACUCCUCACACCAUUUAAGAACACUGCCUUCCUUCCUCUUUCUACUCAACAACUCUUCUCUCUCUCUCUUCUUCUUCUUCUUCCUUAGUUCUUUCCUUCCUUUCUUUCUCUCUCUACUUUCUCUUCCGCCAUGAAAUUCGUCAAAAACCUCAAGCUCAGCCCUAAGCGACUGUUUAGGUCGAGCAAGGCGGACAAGCUAUCGCCUUCCAAGUCCGAUCCGCCUUCAUUCGGAUCCGGUUCUUCCACGUCAUCAUCCUCGUUGUCCGACGCUUCUACGUCGGAUAAUCUCAAGUCCGGCCCUACCAACGGCGGUUCGGUCACUCCAACCAGCGUUUUGCGUGACUGGCCCGAUUACUCGACCGACUCUCACUUGGAGCUCAACCAAGCUUUUAAGCUCAUAGAUCGAGACAACGACGGAAUCGUCUCGAGGAAAGAAAUCGAGGCGCUGCUCUUGCUGGUCGGCGGCUGGACGAGCGAAGUCGUGGCGACGAUGCUGAGCGAGGUCGACCACGACGGCGACGGUUCCAUUAGCGUCGAGGCUCUGAUGAGCCGAGUCGGUCCUGCGGCUUGCGAGCCAGCCGGAGACUCGGAGUCGGAGCUGCAAGAGGUUUUUAACUUCUUUGAUCAGGAUCGUGACGGUAAGAUCUCGGCGGAGGAGCUUUUGAGCUUCUUCGAAACCAUCGGCGACGACCGGUGCACGUUAGACGAUUGCCGGCGCAUGAUAGACGGCGUAGAUAAGAACGGAGACGGCUUCGUCUGCUUCGAGGACUUCUCUCGUAUGAUGGAGCUUCAAAGAUUAUCGUAAAUCAUGAAAAUCAUGGUUUUUAUUUUAUUUAAAAAAAAAAAUCAAAUACUCGUGCUCCUGAAGAUGUGUUGUUUAGAGCCCAAAAAAAAAUCUCGUACUAUUAUUAUUUAUUUAUUUUCUUUUAAAUUUUCUUAUUUUGUUGGUACAACGGCUUUUUUACGGUGAGAGAUUAAUCUGAAUCGGAGUAAAGGCAGGUGAUCGUACGGUCGUCAGAGGUUGAUCUAGAUGUUUGAGAAAAUUAUCGUAAAUACAAGUGUCACGCGUGUACUGCUGUAAAAUCUUAAGCCUGUUAGAAGCUGCCACGUGGUAUUUUGUAAGGGUAAAAAUGGAAAGUCACUCGUCCCUUGUAAUAUAUUUCUCUAAAUCGAAUGAUCAAAGAAACGCGUGUCGUUUUUGCGGGA
Messenger RNA from Humulus lupulus (European hop), 1229 nucleotides. RefSeq names its product probable calcium-binding protein CML36. Gene Ontology annotation, molecular function: calcium ion binding. The transcript has a single exon. Bases 154 to 828 code for a protein of 224 amino acids. Lineage: Eukaryota; Viridiplantae; Streptophyta; Magnoliopsida; Rosales; Cannabaceae. The record is from RefSeq and is a predicted model, not a curated record.